Molecule: messenger RNA, 1126 nt
Organism: Scatophagus argus
Lineage: Eukaryota; Metazoa; Chordata; Actinopteri; Scatophagidae
Product: phospholipid hydroperoxide glutathione peroxidase-like
Exons: 7
Biological process (GO): response to oxidative stress
Molecular function (GO): glutathione peroxidase activity
Source: RefSeq, a predicted model, not a curated record
AAAAGGCUGCCGCGUUGCUGCGACACAGUCCCUCAGUGGGCGGUGGCAACCGAUCACGUGACAAAUGUCGUCAGCGUUGCCGCCAUGCGGCUUCGGAGACUGACGGUGUUGUUAGGUUUGAUCGGGAGCAGAGGACCGUUAAGAAGUAUGUGUGCGCAGGUGGGAGACUGGCAGAGCGCCAAGUCAAUAUACGAGUUCUCUGCCAAGGAUAUUGAUGGCAAUGAGGUGUCUCUUGAGAAAUACAGAGGGUAUGUGUGUAUCAUUGUAAAUGUAGCCUCUAAAUGAGGAAAGACCAGGGUAAACUACACUCAGCUAGCGGGAAUGCACGCCUCCUAUGCUGAGAAGGGUUUACGCAUCCUGGGCUUCCCAUGCAACCAGUUUGGAGGACAGGAGCCAGGCACUGAAGCAGAGAUUAAAGAGUUUGCCAAAGGUUACAAUGCUGAGUUUGAUCUCUUCAGUAAGAUUGAGGUGAAUGGAGACAAUGCUCACCCUCUGUGGAAGUGGAUGAAGGCACAGCCUAAAGGAAAGGGAACAUUUGGAAAUAACAUCAAAUGGAACUUCACUAAGUUUCUGAUUAAUAGAGAGGGACAAGUAGUGAAGAGAUAUGGUCCAACAGAUGAUCCCAGUGUUGUGGAGAAGGACCUGCCUACGUACCUGUAGUACUUCUGUCACCUAUGUGUUUGACUCCCAAUCUCUCACAUGGACUCGAGGGUAUUGGUGGUGGUGUGUCUGGACGAGUGAUGGCCUGUCUGUAAACCCAAUAUUGGGCAGGGCAGGCCUGAUGAUCCUCAGCGUGCAACUAACCUCCAGAACCGACCCACACAAAACCCACAGGACCAUAUGAGAGAACAUUCACUAGUUUUCCAAAGUAUAGGCACUUCACGUUUUACGUCAAAGUCAGAACAGCCAUUCCUUUUUCUACUACCAGCACCAUCUAGUCCUUUCUGAAUGUUAAGUGACAAAUUUGCUUAUCUGUUAAUGUCAGUUAUAUUUAAGGACAUAAAUUUCACAUUUCUGAAAAACUACUGAUAAUCUUAUUUGCAGUUAACUUGCUGUAGAGGCCGUUAAUGUCUGUAAUUCAUGACGUGUGAUGAAACUGGAAAAUAAAUACUGUCCUGAACAUUUA